AUGGAGAUCAUCGAGCGGGUGAAGAGCGGGGAGCGGCCCAGCUUCCGGCCCUCGGCCAACGUGGGCUGUCACCUGGAGGAGCUGGGGCAGCUGAUGCAGCACUGCUGGGCCGAGGACGUCCUGGAGCGCCCCGACUUCAACCAGAUCAAGGUCCAGCUCCGCAAGUUCAACAGGGAGAGCAGCACCAACAUCCUGGACAAUCUCCUGUCGCGCAUGGAGCAAUACGCCAACAACCUGGAGGAGCUGGUGGAGGAGCGCACGCAGGCGUACCUGGAGGAGAAGCGCAAGGCCGAGGCUCUGCUCUACCAGAUCCUGCCCCACUCGGUGGCGGAGCAGCUCAAGCGGGGGGAGACGGUGCAGGCGGAGGCGUUCGACAGCGUCACCAUCUACUUCAGCGACAUCGUGGGCUUCACGGCGCUGUCGGCGCAGAGCACGCCCAUGCAGGUGGUGACGCUGCUCAACGACCUCUACACCUGCUUCGACGCCAUCAUCGACAACUUCGACGUCUACAAGGUGGAGACCAUCGGGGACGCCUACAUGGUGGUGUCGGGGCUGCCGGUGCGCAACGGGAAGCUGCACGCGCCCGAGGUGGCCCGGAUGGCGCUGGCCCUGCUGGACGCCGUGCGCUCCUUCCGCAUCCGCCACCGGCCGCAGCAGCAGCUGGAGCUGCGCAUCGGCAUCCACACGGGGAUCAGGAUCAGAUGGGAUCGGGUUCAGGAUCAGGAUGGGAAUCUCGGGAUGGGAUCGGAAUGGGAUUGGGAUGGGAUCAGGAAGGGAUCAGGAUUGGCCGGAGCUGCUGAUCCCCAGCAGCUCGCCAGGGAUGUGAAGAGGGAUCUUGGAGGGAUCUCCAGGGAUCUUGAGGGAAUCUCCAAGGGAAUCAUUUGGGGUUUUUGUCUCCUCCAGUCCAACGUGGCGGCUUCCAACGCCAAACUGGCGCUGUUCUACGAUUGGCUGUUCUUCAACCCCGAGAAGGACAGCAUCAUGAACAUCGAGCCCGCCAUCCUGGUCAUGCACCACUCCAUGAAGCCGCACCCGGCCAUCACGGCCACGCUGCUGGAUUUCAUGUGCCGGAUCAUUCCCAAUUUCUACCCCCCUCUGGAAGCGCACGUCCGGCAGGGCGUGUUCAACUCCCUCACCCACAUCGUGGAGAAGCGAGUCCUGGCGCACCUGGCCCCGCUCUUCGACAACCCCAAGCUGGACAAGGAGCUCCGGGCCAUGCUCAGGGAGAAAUUCCCGGAGUUCUGCAGCUCUCCCUCGCCCCCCAUCGAGGUGAAAAUCGAGGAGCCGGUUCCCAUGGAGAUGGAGAAUCACCUGGAGAAGGAUGACGGUUGCUAUGACAACGCCGAGGCCGCCUUCAGCGAUGACGAGGAGGAGCUGAACAGCAAAGGGAAGAAGAGGGAGUUCAGGUUCCACCCGAUCAAGGAAUCCAUCGUGGAGGAGCCGGUGGACAUCACCCCGUUCCUGGAGCAGCUGGACGAGUCCCUGAAGGACAAAGUGCUGCAGCUGCAGAAGGGCAGUGACACGGAGGCGCAGUGCGAGGUGAUGCAGGAAAUCGUGGAUCAGGUCCUGGAGGAGGAUUUUGACUCGGAGCAGCUGUCGGUGCUGGCCUCGUGCCUGCAGGAGCUGUUCAAGGCUCACUUCCGCGGGGAGGUUCUCCCGGAGGAGAUCACCGAGGAGUCCCUGGAGGAGUCCGUGGGGAAGCCCCUGUACCUGAUAUUCCGGAACCUGUGCCAGAUGCAGGAGGACAACAGCGGCUUCUCGCUGCUGCUGGACCUGCUGUCCGAGCUCUACCAGAAACAGCCCAAGAUCGGCUACCACCUGCUCUACUACCUGCGGGCCAGCAAGGCGGCGCUGGGCAGGAUGGGGCUGUACGAGUCGUUCGCUCAGGCCACGCAGCUGGGGGAGCUGCACACGUGCCUGAUGAUGGACAUGAAGGCGUGCCAGGAGGACGACGUGCGGCUGCUCUGCUUCCUCACGCCCUCCAUCUACACCGAGUUCCCGGACGAGACCCUGCGGAGCGGGGAGCUGCUGAACAUGAUCGUGGCCGUCAUCGACUCCUUCCAGCUGCAGGAGCUCGUGUGCCACGUGAUGAUGGGAAACCUGGUCAUGUUCCGCAAGGAUUCCGUGCUCAACAUCCUCAUUCAGAGCCUGGACUGGGAGACCUUUGAGCAGUACUGCACCUGGCAGCUGUUCCUGGCUCACAACAUCCCCCUGGAGACCAUCAUCCCCAUCCUGCAGCACCUCAAGUACAAGGAGCAUCCCGAGGCCCUGUCCUGCCUCCUGCUGCAGCUCCGCAGGGAGAAGUGAGUGCGGCCUUCCCUGGGACGG
This is a messenger RNA of Cyanistes caeruleus (blue tit), 2328 nucleotides long. NCBI's taxonomy places the organism in Eukaryota, Metazoa, Chordata, Aves, Passeriformes, Paridae. The record is from RefSeq and is a predicted model, not a curated record.